This is a messenger RNA of Microdochium trichocladiopsis, 783 nucleotides long. RefSeq lists its product as uncharacterized. The record is from RefSeq and is a predicted model, not a curated record. The transcript is spliced from 3 exons. Lineage: Eukaryota; Fungi; Ascomycota; Sordariomycetes; Xylariales; Microdochiaceae. Bases 1 to 588 code for a protein of 195 amino acids.
AUGCCCAUAGAGUGGUUGACAUACCAGGGAUUCGCCAGCAGAUCCGGCGAUUAUAAACUCCGCGGGACAUUAGGUCAACACUUGGCGUGGAAGGAUGUUCCGGGGUUCGUGUUCGUGGGAAACCAGAGACGAUUUCCAUGCUCUGCAUCAGUCUCUCUGUUCUUGGCAUCACGUGCUGUCGUUGCGUCGUGGUCCAUGCUGGCCCAGGUGAUUUCCCCAGCCUGCAGCGUUGUCGUCCUGGAACACAUCAAGACUGGUGCCCUGACUCAGGUGAAGGCAGAUCAAUCAUUUGUCAUCGUCAUGCUUUACGGGGAAUCCAGCCCUGCCGAGUCGCUGCAAACAGUUCGGAGCCGAGGUCCCCCGCAUGAUCCUCGCCGGGCCGAACCUGAUUAUGGCGUGUCAUUGCUUGUUAUAGUACCCCAACAUAGCAGCAAGGAGGAGGCUUGGCCGGACUCCACCAUUGUCGGCAAAACUGCCCUGCCAAGGCCAACAACCUACGAUCCGCCAACGGAUCGGGCAGGAGGCGCCGCCCGCUCCAUGUUCCGCAACAAGGUCUGGGGGCACCAACUGCCGACAACGGCGACGUGAUGUCAGCGACACCCGCGCAAUGGCCAUGCGACGUCGCAUCAGCCGCUACGCUCUGUCAUCAGGACCAUGCGACUGACUAAAUUUCAUCUGCAGCGUUGUGGUUGCCACGCGCGCUGUGGUUGCCGCUCCGAGCCAGCCGUGGUGUUAUGAUGCUCCUACUUGGGAUAUAAAGAGUUGCAACAGCUCCCCAACAUC